Molecule: messenger RNA, 1446 nt
Organism: Histoplasma mississippiense
Lineage: Eukaryota; Fungi; Ascomycota; Eurotiomycetes; Onygenales; Ajellomycetaceae
Exons: 2
Coding region: 1-1446 (481 amino acids)
Biological process (GO): 'de novo' NAD+ biosynthetic process from L-tryptophan
Cellular component (GO): cytoplasm
Molecular function (GO): metal ion binding; indoleamine 2,3-dioxygenase activity; heme binding
Source: RefSeq, a predicted model, not a curated record
AUGCUUCUGCCGCUCCCGUCCCUUGCGGACUAUGGCAUCUCCCCCGUCACAGGCUUCCUCCCUCAAGAGCCGCCGCUACAGAGUCUCCCAGAUCCCUACUAUGCAAAAUGGGAGUCGAUCGCCGCCAACCUCCAGGCGCUGCUGCUCAGCCAUCGGUUGCGCCCUACAAUCGACGCCAUGCCAAUCCUGUCGACGACGAAGCUGAAAACAGAGCCAGAGUGGCGAAGAGCUUAUGUUUUGCUGGUGUUCAUGCUGCAUGCCUAUAUCUGGGGUGGUGAUUCUCCUGCUGAGAUAAUCCCCCAAUCCAUCUCAAUUCCCCUUCUCAAAAUCUCCGCUCAUCACGAACUUCCCCCCAUUGCCACAUACUCCGGCGUGUGCCUCUGGAACUACAGGCCUAUUUUCCCCGACGAGCCCGCCGACAACAUCGAAAACAUCACCUCACUUUUCACCUUCACCGGCUCCCUCGACGAGCAAUGGUUCUACCUAGUCUCCAUCGCCAUGGAAUCCCAUGGCGCCUCCACCAUCCCCUUGAUGCUCAACGCCAUCGCCGCUGCCCGCCAAAAUAACACCCCCGUAGUCAUAGACUGCCUACGGACCUUCGCGCAACGAAUCCACGAGAUAUCAGAAAUCCUCCAGCGCAUGUACGAGAACUGCGACCCGCACGUCUUCUACCACCGCGUCCGCCCUUUUCUCGCCGGCAGCCGGAACAUGAGCGACGCCGGUCUGCCCGAUGGCAUCAUCUACGACGACGGAACCGGCUCGCAGACCCGGCACUACUACAGCGGCGGCUCCAACGCCCAGAGCUCCCUGAUCCAAUUCUUCGACAUAGUCCUGAACAUCGAGCACCGGCCCACCGGUGAGCGGAAGCACAGCGAGAAGCCCGAGCUCUCCCAGCCACCACCGGACGAUGGCAACAGCAGCCCUACCCCCUCGACUAAACGACACAACUUCAUCCUGGAGAUGCGCUCGUAUAUGCCGGGCCCACAUCGGCGCUUCCUCGAACACGUCGCCAGCGUCGCCAACAUCCGCGACUACAUCCUGAAGCACCGCGUGGACACCGCGCUCUGCGCCGCAUACGACUCCUGCCUCGCCGUCCUGCGCGGCAUGCGCGACAAGCACAUCCAGAUGGUCUCGCGGUACAUCAUCAUCAAGGCCCGCGAGGCGCGCGCGCAUGAGGACAAGUCGACCAGCCCCCGUGCGGCCCCUGCUGCUCCGGGAAAGUCGCGCGCGGUCAACCUUGCUCGUCCCGUUGCGGCGGCGGCGAAUGGGGUUGGUGCUGAUGUCACGCCAGCGUCUGGGAGUGGAAGCCAGGGCCUCAAAGGGACAGGUGGGACGUCGCUGAUCCCCUUUCUCAAACAGGCGCGGGAUGAGACGGGCGAGUCGGCGGUGGGGUUGCUGGUGAACGAGUUGGCGAAGAAAGGGCCGGCAAGAGUGCCGAGGCCGUAG